AUGGAUUUGCUUCCGGUGGAGUCGCCGCAGAUCCUGAGCAGGAGCAAACGGCGGUUCCGCUCGCUCAAGCUCGUCACCGUCAAUGACGACGACGUUCUGUCCGAGACGCCGUACGGCGUCAACUACGGUCGUCUCAGUAAUGGUCUCACUUACUAUGUGCGCUCAAACUCCAAGCCCAAGAUGAGAGCUGCUCUCGCUCUCGCUGUUAAAGUUGGUUCAGUUUUAGAGGAGGAGGAAGAGCGUGGAGUUGCUCAUAUAGUUGAGCAUCUAGCUUUCAGUGCCACCAAGAAAUAUACGAACCAUGAUAUUGUCAAAUUUCUUGAAAGUAUUGGGGCUGAAUUUGGUGCCUGCCAAAAUGCUGUUACAUCAGCAGAUGAGACUGUUUAUGAGUUAUUUGUUCCUGUUGACAAGCCUGAACUACUAUCUCAGUCAUUAUCGGUCUUGGCAGAAUUCAGUUCUGAGGUUCGUGUAUCAGCAGACGAUUUAGAGAAGGAAAGGGGAGCUGUGCUUGAAGAGUAUAGGGGAAGUAGAAAUGCAAAUGGAAGAAUGCAGGACGCUCACUGGGUUCUCAUGAUGGAGGGUUCUAAAUAUGCUGAGCGUUUACCCAUCGGACUUGAAAAGGUGAUUCGUAUAGUUACCCCUGAGACUGUUAAGCAGUUCUACAAUAAGUGGUACUAUAUGCAAAAUAUGGCUUUGAUUGCUGUUGGAGAUUUUCCUGAUACAGAGAGUGUUGUUGAGUUGAUAAAAACCCACUUUGAAGAUAAAACUCCGGUACUUGAUCCUCCUCUCAUCCCGCAGUUUCCGGUCCCAGCACAUGAGGAGCCACGUUUUUCAAGUUUUGUGGAAUCUGAAGCAGCUGGGUCAGCAGUGAUGAUCAGUUGCAAGGUUCCAGUGGUUGAGCUAAAAACUGUGAAGGAUUACAGGAAUCUACUCGCCGAGUCCAUGUUUUUUCAUGCUCUGAACCAGAGAUUCUUUAAGUUGUCUCGUAAGAAUAAUCCACCUUAUUUUUCAUGCUCCGCGGCUGCUGAUGUACUUGUUCGUCCAAUUAAAGCCUAUAUAAUGACUUCAUCCUGUAAGCAACAUGGGACUACUGAAGCACUAGAAUCGAUGCUGAUUGAGGUUGCUAGGGUUCGCGUGCACGGAUUUUCUGAGCGUGAAAUAUCUGUCGCACGUGCUCUUUUAAUGUCGGAGAUUGAAUCUGCCUAUCUGGAGCGAGAUCAAAUGCAAUCAAGCAACUUACGAGAUGAAUAUAUACAGCAUUUUCUCCGGAAUGAACCUGUUAUUGGGAUUGAAUAUGAAGCACAACUUCAUAAAACCCUUCUUCCCCAUAUAUCAGCCUCUGAGGUGUCUAGUUAUUCAGAAAAUUUCCGCACAUCUUAUAGUUGCGUAAUAAAAACAAUUGAGCCUCAAGCAGCUGCAACAGUGGAUGAUCUGAGAAAUGUUGUUUUAAGGGUCAAUUCUUUCGAAGAUGGAGGAAGCAUUUCUCCCUGGGAUGACGAAAAAAUUCCAGAAGAAAUUGUUAGUCUAGAGCCAAAUCCUGGUCAUGUGGUGGAGCAGCAUGAAUACACCAGCAUUGGUGCAACUGAAAUGAUUCUGUCAAAUGGCAUGCGUGUUUGCUAUAAAUGCACAGACUUUUUUGAGGACCAGGUUUCAUUCACAGGUUUCUCAUAUGGAGGCUUAUCCGAACUCGAAGAAUCUGAAUAUCUCUCAUGUUCAAUGGGUUCCACUAUUGCUGGUGAAAUUGGAGUUUUUGGUCAUAGACCUUCUGUUCUGUCAGAUAUGCUUGCUGGUAAAAGAGCUGAAGUAGGCACAAGCUUAGGAGCAUAUAUGCGAAGCUUUUCUGGCGAUUGCUCUCCUUCGGACUUGGAAACUGCAUUGCAGUUGGUCUAUCAACUCUUCGUGACGAAUCUACAACCUGGAGAAGAAGACGUGAAAAUAGUCAUGCAAAUGUCGGAGGAAUCUAUUCGUGCUCAAGAGAGAGAUCCUUAUACUGCAUUUGCUAACCGUGUGAGGGAGAUCAACUAUGGAAAUUCCUACUUCUUUAGGCCAAUUAAAAUUAGUGACAUACGGAAAGUUAAUCCCUUCAGAGCUUGUGAGUAUUUUAACAAUUGCUUUAAGGAUCCGUCAACUUUUACUGUGGUCGUCGUUGGUAAUAUUGAUCCUGCCACUGCUUGCCCUCUGAUACUGAAGUAUUUGGGUGGGAUCCCAAGACCUCCGAAGCCAAUCCUGAAUUUCAAACGUGACGAACUCAAAGGCUUACCAUUUACUUUUCCGUCCACUGUAAUUAGAGAAAUUGUGAGGAGCCCCAUGGUGCAAGCUCAGUGUUCGGUCCAAUUAUGCUUUCCGGUUGAGCUUAAGAAUGAAAAUAUGAUGGAAGAUGUUCACUUGACAGGAUUAGUAAGCAAACUUCUGGAAACAAAGAUAGUACAAGUCCUCCGCUUUAAGCAUGGACAGAUUUACUCGGCUGGAGUUUCUGUGUUCCUUGGAGGUAAUAGACCGUCAAGAGUCGGUAACAUACGUGGCGACAUAAGCAUUAAUUUUUCUUGUGAUCCUGAAAUUUCAUCUACGCUGGUCAAUUUUGCCUUGGAUGAGAUCUUGCGUCUUCAAGAGGAAGGACCAUCGGACGAUGAUGUUUCUACCAUUCUUGAAAUUGAGCAAAGGGCCCAUGAAAAUGGAUUGCAGGAGAACUAUUAUUGGUUAGAGAGGAUUUUGCGUAGCUACCAGUCGAGAAUUUAUUCUGGUGAUGUUGGCACUUCUUUCCAGAUUCAAGACGAGGGGCGUACCAGAGUGAGAAGUUCCUUGACACCGUUAACUGCCCAAUCAGCACUACGGAGAAUUAUACCCUUUCCUUGCAAAAAGCAGUACACUGUCGUGAUUCUAAUGCCUCAAUCAUCCCGUUUCAAGAGACUUGAAUUAUUCAUCAACUCCAGAGAAGCUAAGAUUAUGGUUGGUGUUGCUGGCUUUGCAGUUAUGGUACUUAGUCUGUGGAGAUACAGUAAACAAAGAUAA
Molecule: messenger RNA, 3009 nt
Organism: Striga hermonthica
Lineage: Eukaryota; Viridiplantae; Streptophyta; Magnoliopsida; Lamiales; Orobanchaceae
Source: the annotation of a GenBank genome assembly